UGGAAAAUUUACCAAUAUUUAAAAAUUGAGUAACAUAAACUAUCUUGAACUGUGGACCACUGGGUUGGUCUAGUGGUUGGGAUCGUAGGUUCUAACCCCAAUGCAACUAUCGUGUUAAAGAAAAAAAAACAGGCAUCUAUUUACUCUGUGUCUCCCCUGCUGAAUUCAUAGUAAAAGGGAACGUGGUGGCAGUUUCAAUUUUCAGAUUAUGAAUAAAAUUCUUAUGUGAUUAUACUAAGGCCAAGAAUAAAGAUCCCUACCGUUGUUAUCUUACCCAUUGCGCAUUUGGUGGAGUGGAUAUAUAGGCUGCUUGGCCCAUAUGGGAUGCCGGUGCCUCAGUUAACCCCUUCAAGGAUAAGACUCGUGACCUGCAGCAGAACUUUUGAUUGCUCAAAAGCAAAGGAUCGCCUUGGCUAUGCCCCCAUCGUAAAAAUGCAGGAGGGCCUACAGAGGACAAUUGAAUCAUAUGCACACUUGAAGGCAGAAAAUCAACCUAAAACUACAAGAGAAGGUCCCUCAAAAGCUUCCAAAUAUCUUGGAAGUGGAAGAGUUGCUGACACGUUGCUUUGGAAGGAUAAAAAGCAAACUCUCAUCACAUUGUUUGUCUUCAUUGCAAUAUACUUCAACUUCAUUGCAUCUGAAAAUACCAUCAUUAGUGCUCUGACAAAGCUUCUAUUGUUUGCAUCGAUCUUUUUAUUCAUCCAUGGCAUUCUACCUGCAAAAAUGUUGGGAUAUACUGUUGAGAAAAUGCCCAAGUCAUGGUUUCACUUGUCAGAAGAUAGGUCACAUAAAUUUGCUCUCUCAGUGGCCUCAUCAUGGAAUGUUGCUGUUAAUGUUUUCAAGUCCCUUGCAGAAGGGAAUGAUUGGGUACUGUUAUUAAAGGUUGUUCUCUCUCUGUUCAUUCUUAGCUUCCUUGGAGCCUUUUCACUUCAGAACUUGUAUACUAUAGGAAUUACAUUUGCAUUUAUAGCUUUCUAUGUAUACGAACAGAAGGAGGAAGACAUUGAUGGCAUAUUUAUAAAAACACAUUCUUUUAGUUGCAAAUUGAAAUCUGAUCUCACCAAAAAGUUUCUUUCUUCAAAGAAGAUUGAUUGAUAAGCUUUUUUUCCUUAGAUAGUUGCACAUUAAAUAUUCGACUGAGUUUCAUGUAUGAUUAUUUCAUAAUUGUAAUUUAAUUUUAUAUUUGACCAACUUGCGAAAUUUACUUCUUCUUGGAAAACUCUUGCUUUCAAGGUGUUUGUUACUCAUGUAACUGAUGGAAAUUCAAAUUUGCAGCGGUA
Messenger RNA from Vigna angularis (adzuki bean), 1280 nucleotides. Its product is annotated as 3beta-hydroxysteroid-dehydrogenase/decarboxylase. The coding region runs from base 325 to 1095 and encodes 256 amino acids. Gene Ontology annotation, molecular function: 3-beta-hydroxy-Delta5-steroid dehydrogenase (NAD+) activity. Lineage: Eukaryota; Viridiplantae; Streptophyta; Magnoliopsida; Fabales; Fabaceae. The record is from RefSeq and is a predicted model, not a curated record. Gene Ontology annotation, biological process: steroid biosynthetic process. The transcript is spliced from 7 exons.